CACACACACACACACACACACACACACACACACACACACACACACACACACACACACACACACACAUCUACACACACACACACAAACACACACAUCUACACACAUAUGCGCACAUAUUUCUUGUAUGGUCCAUGCAUCAUACAUUUGGUAUAUGUAUGUAUAAUCACCAGUUGUUAACCUUUGUAUCUACACCCUACCAAGAAAUCAUAACUUGAAGGCUUAAGAUUGCCAUACAUAAAAAAAAUGAAAGUGGAAGGGGAGAAAAUGAAAAUUGAUACUUUCGAUCACAAGUGUGAAAAUUCGGAUAUGAAACUUGAAUGAAAAUAUAACCAGCCGUCGAAGUCUGAAGAACGAAGAGGGACCUCACACCGUCGUCAUAGGGAAAGCCAGUGCUGCUGAAUUCUACCAUCUCGUAACGCACAAUGGUCUGGAGACGAAGGCGACAAGUUGCGUCCAACGAGAGAAGAGAGUCGCCAGGGGAGUGCAUGGCUGGGAAGUCCUUCUUUAGCCAUUGGAAUCCACCGAUGGACCGGCCUCUGAACCAACCUCCUGAUCGCCCUCUUCAUCUGGACGUUGCUAGGCAGAGGGAUGUACCGUUAAGGGUCAGAGAGGCCAUACAGCGGAUUCAGCCAGUAUCCUCCUUUGCACCCAUACCUGGUUUGGAUGCAGCAAGAACAGUUGAGGUACCUGCUACCUGUGACCAAGAGAAUGUACUUAACAAUAGUACAGUAAUUGAGAUUCUGGUGCACCUUCUAUGUCGGGAACGUGAGGCCGAUCCUACACGGAGGGAAUUUCUCUUUAAAGCUAUUAGCAAAGUAAUUGAGCAGUGCAAUUCUACACUCUACCUGCCGUUGCACUCUGUCCCACUGCUGCAGGAUUUCCGAUGUAGUCUUCUUGGGAAAUUUGAGGUCCUCUUUGAACAAGCUCAGACCCAAAUUAUUUCACAGGGCAGCCACCUUCCCUUUCCAAGUCCUCUGACCCAGCUUACUCUGACGAGCCAAACCCACCGGCUCCUGGACAACAGAUACUGCCGAGAGUUUGAGGAGCUUUCUGUUCUGGGCAAGGGAGGCUUUGGACUUGUCACCAAGGUCAGACAUAAGCUGGAUGGAUGUCACUAUGCUGUCAAGAUUAUUCCAAUGAGAAAAAAUGACCUGAAAACAGUCAAUACCUUACUUAGGGAAGUGCAGUCACUGGCCCAGCUGGACCACCCUAACAUUGUCCGGUACCACAGCACCUGGAUCCAGAUGUACCAUCGCCCUGGCUCCAAGAAACUCCGAAAGGCGAGGCAAAUCUCCAAGGGAGAAAGUUCUUACUCCCCCUCAGUGUCAGCAUCCAGAGCAUCCUUUGUGCCAAAGUCUUCUGUUAUGAUCAGAGAACUAUCAAGGUCAGUAGAAGAAUCAGCAGAAGUCUCUGAUGGAAUUGAGUUCAGAGAUGACAGUACACAGUCAGGAGUCAGAUUUGAGCACAAUGAAAGCUUCAUUAGAGUUGAAGAGAGGCAUGAGCAAUGGCACCACAUCCGGAAAGAUGAAGAGGUUCCUGGGUCAUCAGGCGUUAACCACUUUGAUUGGCAGCUAGCACAGCAGAGCUCAGCCAGAAUUGACCAUUACCAAAAUUACAUUGAGGGGUUGAAAUCUCUCUGCCACAAACAACAAUCAGCAAAGCAUUUAUCCUCUCUGAAGAUAUCCAGAAAUGACAUCAGUUUUGGGAACGGUAUCACAUCUAUGAAUUCCAACUUUUCAAGGUCUGAAGGCUCUUCAUCCUCAUUGGACUCGGACGAACCACCUGAGGAAAAUUUGGAUCCAGUUGGUGCUUGCGCCCAGUCUUCUGAAGACCUUAAUGGCGUAAAGCCUGUGAUGCCGUAUCACUUUUGUCGCAAAUUACCCCGGAUGUUGAGGAGUGAUAAUGCAAGAAUGACACUCUUCAUCCAAAUGGGGUUGUGUGGCGAGUCAUUACAUGACUGGCUUUUGCGUCGCAAUGAUACAAGUGCCCUUGGUCAUGAUCAAGAUGAGAAGUGUGUUGUGGAUCGCAGUCAGUGUCUGUCUUUUUUCAAACAGAUUUUACAGGCAGUAGAAUAUAUACAUUCAAAUAAUAUCAUUCAUAGAGACAUAAAGCCGGCAAAUAUAUUUUUCUCACAAGGUGGGGGAACCCUUCAGCUUGGAGACUUCGGUUUGGCACGACAAUUAUCUGAAACAGUUUUAUAUGAACAGUCUUCAAGAUUAAUACCCACUGAAUCAUCCCUUAUGCCUAUUUCGGAACAUACUCCUAAAUCUACAGGUGUUGGCACUCCUUUAUAUGCAGCGCCAGAAUUGAAAACAGGAGGAAACUAUGGAGUUAAGAGUGACAUGCACAACUUGGGCAUCAUUCUUCUGGAGCUAUUCCAGUCCUUCACAACAAUGUCAGAGAGAAUCCAUACAAUAGAAGCCCUCAAAAUGCAAAGGGUCUUGGAUAAGGAAGUCCUUUUGCACUGGCCGGACAUAGCUCCCUGGAUAUUGAAGCUUACCGAACUAGACCCAACGAAGCGACCUUCUGCAACCGACAUUCUGACAUCUUCCCUGUAUGUCGAGAUGCCAUUAGAACCCUUAGGUAUCAGCCUGCGUAUGAGCCACACCACGAAGACGAACUCAUUAGCUAUUCAGAAAGAAAUGUCACAUUUACGCAACGACUUUUCAAGAGGCAGUGUAGAUAAAUUAGAGCAUUCAAGUCAAUAUGUGCAAUUUACUUUACAUUCUGAGGAAAGUGAUAUAUCAUCAUUUGGGGCCUUAAUUCACUCACAGCAAGAGACACCUGCUAGUUAUUCCAACGAUCAUUUGAUAGCGAGAUUGAAGGAAAAGAAAUCCGUCUUGAUGGAACAGGUUGCAGAACUGCAGAGACAGAUUGAAAAGCUUGAGGCAGACAAAGAAAGGGAGACAAAGGAGAAGGUAAUGCACCUUCCAAGUUCCUAGUGAUGAUUCUGGUGAUCUUAACGCCCAGCUUGUUCAGAAUCCUCUCAAAUAUCUGUUCACAUUUGUUGUUGAUGAUGGAAAGAUUUUUUUUUUUAAUUGUGUAAAGAAAUGGAAGUUAGAAAAAAAAAAAAAAAAAAAUUGUUUUCCCUCUUAUCAUAACUCUGACCCCCAUUCCCUAUAUCCCCCUGCCCCUCUCCCCCACCCUCAGUUGAUGUCAUGUAAAUAUAUUGAACCCCGUGCAGAGGCUCAAUGGAUUAAGCUUCAGCUCUUAGUUUUAGUUGUUCAUGUAGUGUACUUAAAAUGCAGCCAUUUCACCACUAGACGGAAGUUGUCCAUAGACACUUGUAGGACUUCUUCCUGAAUGUACAAAGUUGUGAUUAUUAAUACAGCAUUUUAAGAAUUUUGGGAAGAGAAGGAAUCCAGACUUUAAAUAACCCAAGUACUUUUAGAGGAUAAUGAAAGUACUUCUAAAUAGGCAUGUCUUAAUUUUCUCCCUUUCCCUUAUCAGUUGUAUGAUUGCUGAGUUUGUCAUAAUAAUGUAGUGUGAAUAAAAUGGUCAGUCAUUUCUUUUCAACUAUUACCCAAAUUGAAAAUAUACUUUUGUCAAUUAAUUCCUGUAUAUUUUAAAAAUCAUCGGAGUUGAUAUUCUGAAUUUAUCAACUAAUAUAUCCCCCUUUAAAAAGCCUAAAAAAAAAUGUAGUGACCUGUAGAAAUUAUUGAUACCAAAUAAUAAAGCUUUGUAAGUUG
Messenger RNA from Penaeus chinensis, 3689 nucleotides. RefSeq names its product eukaryotic translation initiation factor 2-alpha kinase 1-like. The coding region runs from base 423 to 2942 and encodes 839 amino acids. NCBI's taxonomy places the organism in Eukaryota, Metazoa, Arthropoda, Malacostraca, Decapoda, Penaeidae. Gene Ontology annotation, biological process: protein phosphorylation. The record is from RefSeq and is a predicted model, not a curated record. Gene Ontology annotation, molecular function: protein kinase activity; ATP binding. The transcript has 10 exons.